AUGUGCGGCUGGGGGGGACUCGACCCGCCAAUUCAUACGAACUCAGACACGGAAGUUCCUGAGCAACUUGAAAUAGCCGAUACAAUGAUGAACCGCGCCAAGUUGUUACAACGCGCUGCUAAGAUGGGUGCUGGAGCUCUUUUGGGAGGAUCGAUUGUUACUGGUGUCACCGCCUUCAGCAGCGACCAGAUCGAGGCGCUGCACUACGGGUUCGACCACCAGGGUCCGUUAUCCUCGUUUGACUACGCUAGUGUACGCCGCGGGUACCAGGUGUACCGCGAGGUAUGUGCAUCAUGUCACAGUUUGGAUCGCAUUUGCUUUCGCAACCUGGUUGGCGUUACUCACACAGAAGAGGAAGUAAAGGCGAUGGCGGCUGACAUUGAUGUCAUCGACGGACCUAAUGACGAGGGUGAGAUGUUUGAACGUCCCGGUAAACUUUCGGACCCCCUUCCCCGACCGUAUCCAAACGACGAAGCGGCUGCGGCUGCGAAUAAUGGUGCUAUUCCACCGGAUCUUUCAUUGAUGGUUAAGGCGCGUCAUGCUGGCGCUGAUUACCUUUUUGCGCUACUGACGGGGUAUGUCGACCCGCCUGAGGGAAUGGAACUGCUUGAUGGCCUGUACUAUAACCCUUACUUUGGUGGCGGUGCUAUUGCCAUGGAGCGUCAGUUGCAGGACGGUCAAAUUGAGUACGAGGAUGGCACGCCGUGCACGACUUCGCAGAUGGCUAAAGACGUGUCGGUAUUUCUUUCAUGGGCGUCUGAGCCUGAGCACGACGUGCGAAAGAAGCAAGGAAUGCAGGCGACCAUAGCUUUGGUGGCGCUGUGCGCACUCACGGGGUACUACAAGCGCCUCAAAUGGGCGCCGCUAAAAACCCGAAAAAUAACCUACACCAAGUAA
Peronospora belbahrii is the source of this 897-nucleotide messenger RNA. The record is from the annotation of a GenBank genome assembly. Lineage: Eukaryota; Oomycota; Peronosporomycetes; Peronosporales; Peronosporaceae.